GGUCCGGUUUGACCGACUCUGGUUCCCACACCUAGGGAUUGUAGAAGGCACUGACACACCACAGCCGUUCCUGUCGCCCCUGGACCACCUGGUGGACGUGCAGCGCAUGCUGCCGGGGAAGCUCAAGGAGGACGAGUUCGGCCCUGCUCUGCUCAAGUCAAAGCUCGCAGUGGAGCUGUGCAACGAAGGCUCUCCUGACUGUCCUCUCACACCAGACCCUCCUACUGACAAGAUCCGAAUAAAGAAGUCGCCACAGCAGAAUGAGCUCAAGGCAGCACUAUCGCAGUACGCAGACGUAAAAUGGAUCGAGUUUUCUUCGAUGGUGGAUUCGUUUGGAGGGUGGGAUGAUAAGGGAAUGGAGAAGAAGUUCAGGUGGAGGCUAAGGCAGUAUAUGGGCACGUCGUGCUGCGUGAAUGCACAGCCAGGCCAUAUCUGGUAUGAUUUCUUUAACGAUGAGAUCCCAGGGUGGAAGCCACGGCCACCUGCCAAUUGGACAGAGGACCACCCGCCAUGGGGCAAGGACCAGCCCGGUGCCUCAUGGGACCAACCCGGUGGGUUAUGACUAGCACAGGCGGUCUGGCGGUUGCUUUCUUGAGAAGCCUCAAGUGACACGCAAGGGGGGGAAC
Molecule: messenger RNA, 626 nt
Organism: Closterium sp. NIES-67
Lineage: Eukaryota; Viridiplantae; Streptophyta; Zygnematophyceae; Desmidiales; Closteriaceae
Source: the annotation of a GenBank genome assembly